AUGCCGCAACGUUCGCCGUUUGCCAUUCAGGAGCUGCUUGGCCUGGCAGUGGCGGCAGCUACCACAACAACAACAACAACAACAGAGCCAACGGUUACACCAACAGAAACACCAACAGAUUUAACAACAACAACCACAACAGCAGCAACAGCAGCAGGAGGUGCAAUAUCGACGAAAGAGCGGCAAACGCCAACGCCGCCAAAGAUAACAACAUCAGCGACAGCAUCAGCAGCAGCAUCAGCCGCAUCAGCCGCAUCAGCAGCAGCAGCAACAGACUACAGGGAUCACCAUCAAAUGACCAUGGCGGCCGCCUCGCGUAUGGCCUACUUCAAUGCCCAUGCAGCAGUUGCAGCGGCCUUUAUGCCACACCAACUGGCCGCUGCAGUGCACCACCAUCAUCACCAUCAUCCGCAUUCGCAUCAGCAUCAGCAUCAGCAUCCACAUCCACACCAUUCGCAUCCACAUCCGCAUCCACACCAUCCGCAUCCACAUCCGCAUCCGCAUCAUCCAGUCGCUGGAGUAGGAGUUGGAGGAGGAGGAGGAGUGCCGCCACCGCCGACCCUGCAGCAUCACCAUCCGCAUCAUCCGCACCAUCCGCUGCUGCAUGCGCAGGGAUUUCCGCAGUUGAAAAACUUUGCCGCCGGAGCCGGAACUUGUUUGCCCGGCUCUCUGGCGCCCAAGGACUUUGGCAUGGAGGGACUCAAUGGCUUCGGCGUGGGACCAAAUAGCAAAAAGAAAAAGAAGAAGCGACGGCAUAGCCGCACGAUCUUCACCAGCUAUCAGCUGGAGAAGCUGGAGGAGGCCUUCAAGGAGGCCCACUAUCCCGAUGUCUAUGCCCGCGAGAUGCUCUCGCUGAAGACGGAGCUGCCCGAGGAUCGCAUACAGGUAUGGUUCCAGAAUCGCCGGGCCAAGUGGCGCAAAACGGAGAAAGUCUGGGGCGGCAGUACGAUAAUGGCCGAAUAUGGACUAUAUGGAGCCAUGGUGCGACACUCCCUGCCCCUACCUGACACGAUCCUCAAGUCGGCCAAGGACAAUGAUGCGGUGGCACCUUGGCUACUAGGUAUGGAGCAGAAAUGCAUGCACCGCAAAUCGAUUGAGGCCCAGUCGGCGCUAAAGGACGAUUCGGGGGUAAGUGACCAUGAGGAUUCGGCGGGAUCCAAGUCCGCUCAUUCCGAGGAUCUUUCGCGAUCUUUGUCCCACUCGCGGGCCCUGAGCUCCUCCACCGAAUCCCUGAAUGUGGUGAGUCCGGCGCCCAGCAGCUGCACCACCACGGCCUCGGCCUCGGUUUCUGCUUCGGCCUCGACCUCGGCCCCGCCCACGGCUACAACAACGCCCACAGGAGUGACCACCAAUUCGGGCAGCUCGGGGAGUCCCCACAUUGAGCUGAGCUCCCCCUCGCCGCAGCAAUCACUGCAACUGCAGCAGCAGCAGCAGCAGCAGCAACAUCUUUAUGGAGCAGGAGGCACGGCCCCUCCCAGCUAUCAUCCUUUGCUGGAUGCGGCAAAUGCAGCGGGAGCAGGGGCAGCGGCCUCCAGCAAGGAUUUCCACCUGAUUAUGAACACGGCAGUGGCAGCAGCAGCCGCUGCAGCAGCCCAACAGCAGCAACAGCAGCAGCAGCAGCAACAGCAGCAGCAGCAGCAGCAGGUGACGCAUCAUUUGGCCGCUGCUCUCAUGGAGCAUGAUCCGGAUGCAUUCAGAAACAAUUCUAUUGCCUGUUUGAGGGCCAAGGCGCAAGAGCAUCAGGCUCGUCUCCUCAACAACGGCGGCCUCUUUCUGCAGGUGCGCAACUUUGCUCAGGCUCAGGCUCAGGCUCAGGCUCAGGUUGAUAUGAUGAAGCUCCAUGAAGAGCACAACAACAACAACAGCCAGAUAAUCCCGCCCACUGUAACCCUUCCCCCACAUUCCCUGCCCAAUCCUCACCUCAACAUCAAAAUGGAGCUCACAGGAGGUGGGGGAGGAGAAGGAGGCACAGGAGCAGGAGCCUUGAAGAAGGAAAUCUAAAAUCCCAAAAUCUGAAAGCUCCAAAA
Drosophila serrata is the source of this 2027-nucleotide messenger RNA. It is a transcript of the gene Vsx2, whose product is annotated as Visual system homeobox 2. Lineage: Eukaryota; Metazoa; Arthropoda; Insecta; Diptera; Drosophilidae. The record is from RefSeq and is a predicted model, not a curated record. Gene Ontology annotation, biological process: regulation of transcription by RNA polymerase II. Gene Ontology annotation, cellular component: nucleus. Gene Ontology annotation, molecular function: DNA-binding transcription factor activity, RNA polymerase II-specific; sequence-specific double-stranded DNA binding.